This is a messenger RNA of Paramecium sonneborni, 1149 nucleotides long. NCBI's taxonomy places the organism in Eukaryota, Ciliophora, Oligohymenophorea, Peniculida, Parameciidae. The record is from the annotation of a GenBank genome assembly.
AUGAAUGCAAUAAUUUAUCCAAUAAUGCCCUCAAUAACUAAGUUUGAAGGAUUCAUUGUUUGUUAUAAUAAUACAAAAUAACUAAUUUCAGUUUCAUUAAAAGAACUUUAGUUAAACUUUAGAAGGGAGAAUGCAAUAAAGCAAUUAGAAUAAUAACAACUAUAAAAAUAGCUUCCAGAAAAUAAAUAAGAUUGUAGGUAAGAAUAAUAUCAUUCACAAGUAGAAAAUCCUUAAUAACUUAUAUUUAUAGACAAUUAGCAAAACUCCCAUUAAAUAUUGGGUUAAUAAAAUUUUCAAUUUUGUUAAGCAAACUAUUAUAAUGUAAGCUAUAAUCAAGUAAAUUAUGAAGAGAAAAGUUAAGAAGUCAUAGAAAAUAAGGAGAACUAUAGUUAUUGUUCCACACCAAAAUUUGAUGAUAUAAUCAGCAGAUUUUAAAUGGAACCUAAUAAUUAUAAAAUACAGACUAGUAAGAAGAAAAAGAGUUUUUAAAAAGGAUUAUUUUUUACUUUUUAGAAGGAAGAAUCUCAUUAAUAUAAGGAAAGAAUAAAAAGGGAAAGUUUUUAAUAGAUUUAUUCUUCUUAAAAGAAAGGGAACUAAUUUACAAUAUCUAUUCCAAAAAAUAAUUAAUCAUUCUAGAGCGAUUUUUAUUCAUUAGGAUUCAAAAAACUGAAAGAAUAAACAAUAUAAGAUUUUUUAAAGAAAAUAUUAAAUUAUUUUACUCAAAGUAUUAAGAUAUAUCAAUGUAAUGAAAAAUUAGGUAUGAAAACUUAACUUUAAAACGCAUAAUUAUUGAAAGAAUUAAUAAUUUUAGAAGGAACAGAAUUUAAAAUAAUUGAUAUCGCUUCAGAUCAAGUUCAGGGGAUAGACUAGGUUAAAUUUGAAUAUGGCGAAGUCGAGUUUAAUCAUUAAGAUAAUAUAGAUUAUUUAUAAUUAUGUAAAUUCAAGCAAGAUUGUGUUGAAAUACAUGAAUCUAUUUUGAAAGAUGUAGAAAGAAUUACAUUUUACAAUUUUGGAGAGUCUAGUCAAAAAGCAAGUGCAUUAAAAAAACAAGAUUUUGAUGAAUUUGUUGGAUGGGUGAAAUGUUGGUGUGUUUAGAAUAAUUUUGAUAUUCUUCAUAUUGGAACUCAUUUGACAGUUCGUUUAAUUUGA